Messenger RNA from Musca domestica (house fly), 639 nucleotides. RefSeq names its product ragulator complex protein LAMTOR3 homolog (gene Lamtor3). The record is from RefSeq and is a predicted model, not a curated record. NCBI's taxonomy places the organism in Eukaryota, Metazoa, Arthropoda, Insecta, Diptera, Muscidae. The coding region runs from base 95 to 490 and encodes 131 amino acids. Gene Ontology annotation, biological process: positive regulation of TOR signaling; cellular response to amino acid stimulus. Gene Ontology annotation, cellular component: Ragulator complex. The transcript is spliced from 3 exons.
UCAUUUGUCGACCUAUGAAUCUCUAACUCUUUUGAUAACAAUUUGUUUUCUUUUUUGAUUUUGGUUUGAUUCGUGAGUAAAAAAAAUAUUAUUUAUGGAUACGCCAUCGCUUGUCAUGUCCAAGGAUAUAAACAGUUAUUUCGAAGGACUCCUUAAAAAGGUCCAUGGCCUUUAUAUAAUACAAAUAACCGAUCGGGAUGGUGCGCCCGUUAUGCGUGUUAGUCAAGACAAGAAUGUAGAUUUUACAUUAACGCCCUCCUUUAUAUCGACCUUUACGACGGCCAGCGAUCAGGCUGGAAAAUUGGGUCUGGGACGUAAUAAGACCAUCAUAUCGAUGUAUUCAAAUUAUCAGGUUGUUCAGAUGAACAAGUUGCCAUUAAUUCUAACAUUUGUCGGUUCGGAAAAUUGCAAUACGGGACACAUUUUGGCAUUGGAACAUCAACUCGAUGCCUAUUUGGAAGAUAUGAGACUUGCUGUCAGUGAAUCUUAAAAGAUUUCCGCUUUAACCAUCCAAUUGAUUAUAAUAAUUCUUCUCGUAAAUAUUUACAUAUUUGUAAGUUUGUUUGUAAUGUAUUUAUAUGUGUAUAAAACUUUUGCUAAACAAAAAUAAUAAAAACCUUUUUAUAUAAAUAAAAACAA